CAGGGAUGAGGAAACACCUGUAGAAAAGGAAACAAGAAUACAGGUAUAGCAUCUUCUUGGCCAGUGUAGAAGAUGGGGAUAAUUGCUACCUGUUUGCUGAUCUGUGCAGCAAUUAACUACCAAUAAUGUCCAGGCUCAGAGCAGGAAAAAAUAUGCUCACCUUCAUUUUACUCUUCUUUCUCCUGAACAUUCCACUUUUUGUGCCUAGUUUUAUUUAUCCCAGGUGCUUUUGGAGUAUGAAGAAGAAUGAAUAUCAGGAUAGAAACCUGGGAACAGGUUGUAUGUUCUUUAUUCUAGCAGUACAACAGCCUAUGGAAAAAGAGUAUUUCAGUCAUAUUUCGAAUAUACAAACACCUACUGAAAACCAAAAGUAUCCUCUCACCUUGGCUUUUUCCAUGAAUGAAAUCAACAACAACCCUGAUCUUUUGCCAAAUAUGUCUUUAGCAUUUACAUUCUCAGAAUAUAGUUGUUAUUUGGAAUCCCACCACAAAAGAUUAUUUAAUUUUUCUUUAAAAAAUCAUGAAAUUCUCCCUAAUUUUAUCUGUACAAAAGACAUCAAGUGUGGAGUGGUACUUACCGGACUUAGUUUGGUAACAACUGUGACACUUCAUAUAAUCCUAAACAAUUUCAUAUUUCAGCAGUUCCGUCAGCUUACUUAUGGACACUUUCAUCCUGCUCUGUGUGAUCAUGAAAAUUUUCCUCAUCUAUAUCAGAUGGCCUCUGAUGAUACAUCUCUAGCCCUUGCUCUCGUCUCCUUCAUAAUUCAUUUCAGUUGGAACUGGAUAGGGUUGGCCAUCUCAGACAAUGAUCAAGGCAUACAUUUUCUCUCUUAUUUGAGAAGAGAGAUGGAAAAAAAUACAGUCUGCUUUGCCUUUGUCAACAUUAUUCCAGUCAAUAUGAAUUUAUACAUGUCAAGAGCUGAAGUGUAUUACAGCCAAGUUAUGACAUCAUCCGCAAAUGUUGUUAUCAUUUAUGGUGAUACAGGGAAUACGUUAGCUGUGAGCUUUAGAAUGUGGGACUCUCUAGGUAUACAGAGACUAUGGGUCACCACCUCACAGUGGGAUGUCACUCCUUUUAAGAAAGACUUCACAUUUGAUAAUGGAUAUGGAACUUUUGGUUUUGGACACCGCCACAGUGAGAUUUCUGGUUUUAAAUAUUUUGUUCAGACAUUGAACCCUUUCAAAUACUCAGAUGAAUAUUUGGUAAAGCUGGAAUGGAUGUAUGUUAAUUGUAAAAUCUUAGAAUAUAACUGUAAGUCACUGAAGAACUGCUCCUUUAAUCACUCAUUGGAAUGGCUAAUGACACAUACUUUUGACAUGGCCAUUAUUGAAGGGAGUUAUGAAAUAUACAAUGCUGUAUAUGCUUUUGCCCAUGCACUCCAUGAGAUGACUCUUCAAAAUGUUGAUAAUGUUCUCCUUCCCAAUUAUGAAGAACAAAAUUAUAAUUGCAAGAUGGUUUAUUCCUUUCUGAGCAAGACUCAAUUCACAAAUCCUGUUGGAGACACUGUGAAUAUGAAUCAAAGAAACAAACUGAAGGAAGAGUACGACAUUUUCUACAAUUGGAAUUUUCCACAGGGACUUGGAUUUAAAGUGAAAAUAGGAAUAUUUAGUCCAUAUUUUCCAAAAGGUCAACAGCUUCAUUUAUCUGAAAAUCUGAUAGAGUGGUCCACAGGACGUAUACAGAUGCCAACCUCUGUGUGCAGUGCCGAUUGUGGUCCUGGAUUUAGAAAAGUCUGGAAGAAUGGAAUGCCAGCCUGUUGUUUUGACUGCAGUCCCUGCCCAGAAAAUGAAAUUUCUAAUGAGACAAAUGUGGAAUUGUGUGUCCAGUGUCCAGAGGACCAAUAUGCUAACCAAGAGCAGAAUCACUGCAUUCACAAAGCUCGUAUCUUUCUCUCUUAUGAUGAACCCUUGGGGAUGGCUCUUUCCUUAAUGGCCUUAUGCCUCGCUGCACUCACAGUUGUGGUUCUUGGAGUCUUUGUGAAACAUCACAGAACUCCCAUAGUUAAGGCCAAUAACUGCACUCUCACCUACAUCUUGCUCAUCGCACUCAUCUUUUGUUUCCUCUGCCCCUUGUUCUUCAUUGGCCAUCCAAACUCAGCUACCUGCAUCCUUCAGCAAAUCACAUUUGGAGUUGUGUUCACUGUGGCUAUUUCCACUGUGUUGGCCAAAACAACCACUGUCAUUCUGGCUUUCAGAGUCACAGCCCCUCAUAGAAUGAUGAAGUACUUUCUUGUUUCAAGGGCAUCUAACUACAUCAUUCCCAUUUGUACUCUCAUUCAAAUUAUUGUAUGUGCCAUCUGGCUAGGAGCUUCUCCUCCUUCUGUUGAUAUUGAUGCACAGUCUGAGCAUGGUCACAUCAUCAUUGCUUGCAACAAGGGUUCAGUCACUGCUUUUUACUGUGUCCUGGGAUAUCUGGCCUGCCUGGCCUUUGUGAGCUUCACCCUGGCUUUCCUUUCCAGAAACCUGCCUGUCACCUUCAAUGAAGCCAAGUCCAUGACAUUCAGCAUGCUGGUGUUCUGCAGUGUCUGGGUCACUUUCCUACCUGUUUACCAUGGCACCAAAGGCAAGGUUAUGGUGGCUGUUGAGAUCUUUUCCACCUUGGCUUCUAGUGCAGGAAUGUUGGGAUGCAUUUUUGCUCCAAAAUGCUACACAAUACUGUUUAGACCAGACAGAAAUUCUCUUCAAAUGAUCAGGGAGAAGUCAUCUUCUCAUACUCACAUUUUAUAAAGUCUGACUGACACAGGCAUUGUUGGUUCAUAAUCACCAAAUAUUCGAUUACAUUGCCAUAUCUAUUUUUAGAAUGACUGUCACUGUUCCCUUUGAUGAUAUUGCGUAGCAAGAUCAUGUCUACUGAGGACUACCUUAUCUCCUAUAAUCUUCCAACAUUUUCUACAUCAAUCCUACUCUUUUAGAGAAAGAGAUAAUAGAAUUUUAAACAUUUUCAGAAUUAGAGUUCUUCUAGGAACAGAGAAGAGAAAGAAUUAUUUUUUCAACAGGUUGAUAGAAUAUCAGGAAAGGGGUUGAAGUCACAACAAUAUAAAUAAAGCCCUGCUCUUGUACAGGAACUUAUGAAUACUCAAUCCCACCAACUACCAUUAACAACCACAUGUAACAAAUGUUAAAAAGGAUCAGAUGGUUUCUUAUUGUCUCCAAAUUUGCCUGAACUUAUUUAUGCACAUAAUGAGACACACACACACACACACACACACACACACACACAAACACACACACAAAUACAAAUUCCAUAAAAUUUUAAAAAUAUAGAAUAUUACAAAGACUUAACACUGGCAAUCUGCUCUUCAAUGUUCAUAAUUACAGGAACUUACAGGAAAAUAUGGGACAUAGGUAGAGAUGACUGGGUUUAUGUUAAGUCAUUUUAAAUAAGAACCCUCAAUUUUAAGUGUAUCAUAAAAGACACAGUUGUGAAAUUUUCAAGGACAGCACUACUUGUUGAAAUAAUCUCCAUCUGUGGAAUUUAUAGGGUUUUGUGACAAAGAUCAGUUCUGAUAUCAGAGAGUAAACUGAAGCAGGCAACCAUUAGUUGUCAGCACUGACAGCAGCUAAUGGAGGUUGCUUCAGAAAUCAAUUGAGGUUGAUUCUGGCAAUGAGCAGUUAGAGAAGAUAAAAAACAGGGAAAUCAAAUAUUCACACACACACACACACACACGUACACUCACAUGCACAAGCAAGUGCAUGCAUGCAAACUCACACAGACUACUUGAAGCAAAGGCAAGGUCCAGCCACUUGAAACAUACAAAUGUGUACAUAUAGACAGACACAGACAAACACAUACAUAUCCACAUGUUAAAUGGCUGGAGCAAUGUCAGCCAGCAGGCUCCAUGUAUUUCACAUAUGUACAUAUAUGCAUGUAAAUAAAUAUUCAGAUAUACACAUAUUCACAUGUACUGGUGGGUAGGUGGAAUAAAGUUCCAAAAAACAGGCCCCAGGAAUUUUACACAUAAUGUACAGACAUAUAUAAACACUAUUGGUGGAAGAACAAGCUCCAACAUAUUCAGGGAAGCAUUGCAUAUACAUACAUAUAGAUUUGAUGGAUGGAACAAAGUUCCAACAAAUUCUCACAUGAACUUUAUAUAUGUAUAUACAUGAAAGGCAGCCUGGUUCCCAGUUGAUCAGAGGUUUGAAAGCCCAGUGACCCUAAAAAAGAUGGUAGCCAUUUAGCCUGAUUCCCAGUAAACCAGGCAAGUCACUAGCCACAGCCCUCCAUAGAAUUUUGGCCAUCAGUCACUUAAGCCCAACACCCUCCACAGAUUAAAGGAAGUGAUUACAGGUCACAGGGACUCAGAACACAUUUCCAUUAUGUGACAUAGUCAAAGACUUGGAGACUUAGCCAAUAAACUUUCCUUCCCUGAAACUCCUCCCUGCAGGCCAACCUUGAAAAGAGGGGUAUGGUUUUACUCAUCUGCUUUCAGCCGUGACAAUAAAUGACUUAAAACAAUG
Molecule: messenger RNA, 4457 nt
Organism: Rattus norvegicus (Norway rat)
Lineage: Eukaryota; Metazoa; Chordata; Mammalia; Rodentia; Muridae
Gene: Vom2r18
Product: vomeronasal 2 receptor, 18
Exons: 6
Coding region: 126-2726 (866 amino acids)
Biological process (GO): G protein-coupled receptor signaling pathway
Cellular component (GO): membrane; plasma membrane
Molecular function (GO): G protein-coupled receptor activity
Source: RefSeq, marked provisional